Molecule: messenger RNA, 1472 nt
Organism: Drosophila bipectinata
Lineage: Eukaryota; Metazoa; Arthropoda; Insecta; Diptera; Drosophilidae
Product: zinc finger protein 664
Cellular component (GO): nucleus
Molecular function (GO): zinc ion binding
Source: RefSeq, a predicted model, not a curated record
UGCUCAAAGUUUGUUAUUGUCCGGCUGAUUUUGUUGCUAAUUUUUUGUUUAUAUUUGGCCAGGAGGCCAAAAUGCUGCGAAAUCUUAGCCGCAAAACGGCUCCAAAACACUGUCGCACUUGUCUCGUCAAAUUGGACAAAGGCGAACUAAAGGAGCAGGAGAUUAUGGAGAUUCCAAUUAGCCAGGAGUUGGAAAAGCUACUUAAUAUUUAUAAUUCCAUGGAUAACAGGCCCGAUAACCUGCUGGAGGAGCACUGGUGGCCAAGGACACUGUGCUCCCAGUGCCAGGAUACAGUAAAGAUCUUUGAAAAGUUUCGUAGAAAAGCAGAAGAUUCCAGGCAACAGUUGCUAGAGCUUCUGAAAGAGGAGAGUGAACCGGAGGAGCACGAGGAGGAGGACACCCCAGAUCAGGAGCCUAACUUCGAGGUGGUCUACGAUCACCUGGAUACGAAUCCCCACAACGGGCAGGACUCGUUACAAAGCUCGGAGUCGCCAGAACCGCCCGAUCCCGACCCCAAACCAGAUCCCAUUGCCAAAAGAGAGGAGAAAUCCCCCAGCAGGAGAACCAGAAACAGCCUGAAGUGCUCACUGUGCCGGCACAGCUUUGCCAAUCAGCUGACCCUCUCGGCGCACGUCCGGAAGGUGCAUGAGGGCAGCAAGCGACCGUUCCAGUGCGACAAAUGCGAGAAGGCCUACAGUUUCAUGGGCGGUCUGUACACCCACAUCCGGGAGGUGCAUGCUCCGCUAGAGCGUCGGCAUCCCUGCGACCAGCCUGGCUGCGAGCGGGUUUACACCAGCCGGGUGGCCAUGCAGAAGCACAAGCGACUUAAGCAUAAUCCCAGAGCUCGGGAUCUGGCGCGAAAGUUCAUUUGCGAACAAUGCGGUGCCAGCUUUAACCAAUCCGCCAAUCUGAAGUACCACCGACGCACCAAACACCCCACGGAGGACGAGGUGGCCGCCAAGGAGGGCGGCAGCGGCGAGCGUUACUUCUGUGAGCCCUGCCAGAAGGAGUUCCAUUCGCGGUACACGCUCAAGUAUCACACCCUGCAACAGCACUCCGCCGGAGACGCGGGACAGGAGGCGGUACUGCCACACGAGUGCCAGGUUUGUGGCCGCCGGAUGGCCAAGAAGUUCAUGCUGCUGCAGCACAUGCUGAUGCACUCCAGCGAGAAGCUGCCCUGCGAGCACUGUGGCCGCCAGUUCGCCCGCCGAUUCGAGCUGGAGGCCCAUGUCCGGGCGGUGCACCUCAAGCUCAAGCCCUUUACCUGCCACCACUGCCCCGAGAGCUUCGCUUCGCGGAAAACCCUGCGCCAUCACGAGUACAUCCACACGGGAGAAAAGCCGUAUGUGUGCGACACCUGCGGCCAGGCCUUCCGGCAGCAGACGUGCCUCAAAAACCAUCGCAAAGUCCAUGAAAAGUAGUCCAUAAGUCGAACUUUAAACUCAAAAAACAAGCAUUAACUUAACUAACUU